This is a messenger RNA of Fraxinus pennsylvanica, 1638 nucleotides long. The record is from the annotation of a GenBank genome assembly. Lineage: Eukaryota; Viridiplantae; Streptophyta; Magnoliopsida; Lamiales; Oleaceae.
AUGCAUCCCUUUCUUCUCCGGCAGCUCCUUAUACUCUUGUUACUGCCAUUUAGCCGGAAAAUGUAUACACGCGCCGCCGUGGGCAAAUGGGACCUCCUCCGACACAACAUUGGCAUAUCUGCCAUGCACAUGCAACUCCUCAACAACGAUAAAGUAAUUAUCUUCGAUCGGACAGAUUUUGGGCCCUCAAACAUUUCAUUACCCAAUGGGAAGUGCAGGAACGAUCCAAACGACGCCGUUUUCCAAAAUGACUGCACCGCCCAUUCUGUCGAAUACGACGUCGCUCUGAACUCGAUCCGCCCUCUCAUGGUGCUCACCGACGUCUGGUGCUCCGCCGCUGCCGUCAUGCCCAAUGGCGUUUUGGUACAAACUGGUGGCUUCAACGAUGGCGAACGUACCGUUAGAAUUUAUAAACCUUGUAAUGAUGAUUCUUGUGAUUGGCAGGAAAUCAAAAAUGGACUCGCUCAGAGAAGAUGGUACGCCACUAAUCAUAUUUUGCCGGACGGCCGGCAAAUUAUAAUCGGCGGACGACGGCAGUUCAAUUAUGAAUUUUAUCCUAAAAAAUCUUCGGCGGAGAAAGCCUAUAAUUUGCCGUUCCUGGUGCAGACGACUGAUCCAAAAAGUGAAAACAAUUUGUAUCCAUUUGCGUUUCUCAAUGUGGAUGGAAAUUUGUUUCUUUUCGCGAAUAAUCGAGCUAUAUUGUUCGAUUACAUGAAGGGGGUGGUGGUGAGAACUUACCCCGCCGUGCCUGGUGGCGAUCCACGGAGUUACCCUAGUACAGGUUCUGCAGUUUUGCUUCCAUUGAAGAAUUUAGGAGGAGGACCUAUUGAUGCUGACGUGUUGGUGUGUGGUGGUGCACCAAAGGGAGCACAUAUUAAUGCCCAAAAUGGUAAUUUUGUUAGGGCCCUCAAUACGUGCGGAAGAAUUCGUAUAACCGACCCUAAUCCCGUAUGGGCAAUGGAGACAAUGCCUCUAGCUAGGGUCAUGGGUGACAUGGUAUUACUUCCUAACGGUAAUGUCUUGAUCAUCAAUGGAGCAUCUAAGGGUACAGCAGGAUGGGAAUUGGGUCGAGAUCCGGUCCUGUCACCAGUUAUUUAUCGACCUGAGAAUCCCACUGGGUCAAGAUUCGAGGUUCAAAACCCGAGCACCAAACCUAGGAUGUAUCACUCCGCCGCAAUUUUGCUUCGUGAUGGUCGGGUACUCGUUGGUGGUAACAAUCCUCAUACUUAUUACAAUUUUACUGGAGUAUCUUUUCCUACAGAUUUAACAUUGGAAGCAUUUUCACCAUCAUAUUUGAAUCCCAACUCCACGAAUAUGCGUCCACAAAUAGUUUCACCCAUUUCAUGGACCACAAUUGAGUAUCAACAAUUACUCGUUGUUCAAUUUACUAUUUCGGGCAUGCUAAAUAAAGAUUUGGUCGAAGUAACUAUGGUUGCACCCUCAUUUACAACACACUCAUUUGCAAUGAACCAACGGCUACUUGUGCUCUUCGGGAAUGUGACAGUUGUGGGAAAAUCCUCGUACCAAGUUGCGGUUAUGACACCAGAUUCAGUUAAUCUUGCACUACGCGGAUACUAUCUCUUAUUUGUGGUUCAUCAAGAUAUUCCGAGUGAAGGUAUUUGGGUCCAAAUCAAGUAA